GAGAGGAGGGCACGAAAGCAUGUCCUUGAACGAGCUGCGCGACGCCUGGCGGGCCAACGACUGGGGCGACGCGGCCAUGGACACGAAGCAGGCAGCCCCCCUCGCUCAACAUCCGCCGCACCGGCGCAGCCGCAAGAGAUGGGACAUGAUCCUGAAUGGGAUGCCCGAGGACGUGUUGUGCCGCACGCUCGGUUUAUUGCUGUUUGAAAGUAGUGACGCUCCCACCGACGAAGAUGGGGUGAAGGCGCCGCCUCCACCUCUCCUGCCGCAGUCGCCGGCGGCGGCCGCGCUCGGUCUCCCGGAGCACGCGGAUCUGGCCAAAUUAAGAGAGCGGGCCGCCGUCGCCAGUCGUUUAGCGGUCGUCUCCAAACCCUGGCAGCGGCUGAUGAAGGCGACGGGCGCCUUCGCUUCCCUUGUACUAAGGCACGACCGGCUCGUCGAUACGUUUGACACUCGGGUCGUGAUGGGAGGGGUACACAGGGAAGGCGCCGACAACGCCCUGAAGGCCCUGACGGCGUCGUGCCAGCGCGUCUGGUUCCGCGACGACGGGAGCGGCGCGUUCCGGAAAGGGGCCCAGUUCGACCGCUGGCUCUGGGACGACGUCUUGCCCCUGGCUUCUUGUGUUUCAUUGAGAUGCUGCGGCUGUCCUGCUUUAGAUCGAUUGGCGUUUCGGAACGUCGUGACUUUGGAUCUCGGGUUCUCGGACGUCGACGAUAGCUCCCUAGGCCACAUCGGCGCGUCCUCGAAGCACACGUUACGGCGCUUGGCCUUGCCGAUGUGCCAUCGAGUGGGUAGCGAGGGCGCGGGCAAAUUGGCCGGUGCUGGUUUUAGCAAACUAGAGAGAUUGGACAUAUCUGGUUGUAGACUAUCUGCGGGUGAUGUGGCUGUCUUAGUCGCAUCAUUGAGAUCUUCUCUGCGUUCCUUGGACCUGUCCCAAUGUCGACCGGACGACCUGCCGCCGCGACCAUUACCAGCACACAUGGAGGAGAGCUACUCGUACGGCGCGGCUGUAAGUGGAGACAUAACCGACGAUCGGUUGGAGCACUUCGCGACGGAAUGCGGGUUGACGGUCGUGCGAGGAGAUGCGACGAUGACCGUUCACGAGCCGGUGCCUUUAGCCUUAGCUUUUGACCCCUGCUGCGUCGCGGACUGCGUGUCGCUGGCUUCUACCAAACAACCUUCUACCUUAAUAAGUGUGGGCCCCGGCCGCGUGCAGCUCAUCAACAAUGGGCCGCGCUUCGUUCUAUCCGCAGUGGCCGUUGAUUUUGGAGGGUCUUUCCACAAAAACAGGGCAUCUGCAGCCUUGGCCAUCGCGGACGCCCACGCUUCUACAUUAAGACGGUGCCGCUUCCACCGCUUGUGUGCGAAAGGCACCGUGCCCGAACCUGUGGAUGCGGACGUCGUGGCGCGAACCGUGUUCUGUGGCAUGCCCUGUCUGGUCGACGCGGGCUUCGGGCAUUGUGGUUUAACCGAUGUGGGGUUGGAUUUACUUGGUGGUGCGUGGCGGUCUGGCAGUCUGCACGCUCUGGUCGAGUUGGACUUACAACGGUCUCGGGUGUCGUCGGCAGGCCUGGUCGCUUUAUGUGAUCAGCUCCCCUCCUCACUCAAGUUGAGGAGGUUGGACGUCAGUCGCUGUAGAAUAGACGACGCCGCCAUGAUCGCGAUCUUCCGCGCCGGCUUCGAUUCAUUAAGGAUCCUCCACGCCGACGAGAUCCCGCCUUUGACCGAUAAUAUGUUGGAGCCGUUGAGGGCUCCAACCUGCUGCCCGGCGUUAGUUGCUCUACACUUACGAGGUGUCAAGCACCACGGCCGCAUCACGCAACAUGGGGUGGACGACGUGUUGGUUGCGCGGGGCCUGCCGCCCAUGGACCGGCGCGGGCCAGGGUUGCCGGGGUUGCGGGGCGGCGGUCUGGAGAUCCUGGGGGCCUUUGCUACCGGAAAAACUCCCGCGCGGCGGCCCGCGCCGCGGUUGCCGCGGCACUCGACGGCGUUCCGGGGGCUGCAGGACUACCUCUGAGUAACUUUAUUGAAAUUU
This is a messenger RNA of Pelagomonas calceolata, 2035 nucleotides long. Lineage: Eukaryota; Pelagophyceae; Pelagomonadales; Pelagomonadaceae. The record is from the annotation of a GenBank genome assembly.